AUGGCAGAUGAAUUGUGGGAUGAAAUUCAAGGCCUGGAUCUAGGUCCUGAGGAUCCAGCCCUCUUCAUUCCCCAUGAAGCUUAUGUGUAUGUUGAAGAGUUCAAUCGACUGAGUAUAAUUGCAAGACCUCUCAACCCAAGAGUCCAAAACUUGAACGCGGUGAUUGCAGCCUUACCUCGGUACUGGGGAAUGACGGUGCAUGUCCAUGGAAGAAUUCUGGAUGCAACUUAUGUUCAAUUUCUCUUCCAAAAUGAAGUUGACUUGCAGUCAGUACAAAGAAGAGAACCAUGGAUUUUCAACAACUGGUUCGUGGCUACUCAAAGAUGGGAACCUGCUCCUGCUCUUAACUUUGUUACUUCUAUUGAUCUUUGGGUGCAGAUUAGAGGAAUUCCCCUGCCCUAUGUGUGUGAAGAGACGGCUCUAGAGAUAGCACGUGACUUAGGAGAAGUCAUCAUGCUGGAUCAUCAUGACGCAACAUCUACUCAAAUUACUUAUAUCCGAGUUAGAGUGCGUUUUGGCAUCACAGACAGGCUCAGAUUCUUCCAACGAAUCAUCUUUGAUUCGGGAGAAGUGGUUACCAUCAGAUUUCAAUAUGAGCGCCUCAGAAGAAUCUGUAGCAGUUGCUUCAGGUUUACGCACAACAGAGCUUAUUGUCCCUAUAGACCACGUCCCCACAGCAUAGCCAGAGAAAGAGCUGUCUUCAGAGACAGUGUUCAUAGGUCAAGCUUGAACUCUCAAUCGCAGAUGACGGAGACUUCAUUUCCUGCUCCUGUGACACCGCCUCCUAGAAUUGCUCAUCCACCACUGAAUCCUGAAGAAUUGAGAGCUGCGUAUCCAUACUAUGCAUCAGUUAGAGAUACUCAUACAUUACAUGUUGGAGAAUCUAGUACUGCAAGACAACAAUGGUCAUCGAGUUCUAGUACCACUCCAACAAGAGCAGACACUCCUAAUCAUGAUAACAACAGAGUCUUUGAAGUCGGUCAAUCCUCAAGAAGACAGGAAGUAAGAAGAGAAGCAGAGGAUCCUAGACUUCAAACUCGUCUACACAGUGCUUCAAGAAUGGGAGAGAGUCUGAAACCUCCCAAAAAGAGAUAACCACUCUAACAAGACUUCUGUCAAUUUUUGUUGAAGACUACAGGGAAUCUAGGAUAGCAGCUUCAAGUAGUUGGAUAUGUUUUUUUGGUUCUGACAUAUCCUUAACUUUGUUAAGUUUCAGGUUUAUUAUUUCAUGUUUCUCGUUUUACUUCUAAGAUCAUCUUGUUAUGUUUGAAUCAAAGGUUUGUAAGUGGUUAGACCACUCAAACACUUUUUGUAAGAACACAAUGACAUGAAUGAAUGAAAGAUAACUUUUAGGGAAAAAAAAAAAAAAAAA
Arabidopsis thaliana (thale cress) is the source of this 1372-nucleotide messenger RNA. RefSeq names its product Ta11-like non-LTR retrotransposon. NCBI's taxonomy places the organism in Eukaryota, Viridiplantae, Streptophyta, Magnoliopsida, Brassicales, Brassicaceae. The record is from RefSeq and is marked reviewed. Bases 1 to 1095 code for a protein of 364 amino acids. The transcript has a single exon.